AUGUCUCAGUUAUAUCGGAAUACCGAGCGUGCAUUGGCUUGGCUAGGGAAAGAGCGCAGAAAUGCCCAUGUUCUUUUCGGUACACUCGAAAGGCUGGCUGCUGAACAUCAAGUCUUUGAAAUCAAUCGAGAUGAAGGCUUUUUCGAAGUGUUUCAAAAGCUUAGAGUCGUACCUCCUGAGGAUGAAGUUGGAUCUCAACUCCUGCAAUUUGCUUAUGCUAUUAGCCCUGCAAUUAUUACUUUACUCCAGCUACCGUGGUUUGAACGCCUUUGGAUCAUCCAGGAGUCCGUGCUUCCGUGCAAAGUCAAAGUAUUUUUGGGACGUGAUACUCUGGAUUUAGAUACAUUAAUACUAUCUUUGAAGGUUUUUAUUAUGCUAUCUCGAAAUAGCUCUAAAUUUGAGUUCUCUAGGGUCUGGAUACCUCUGAUUUUUCUGAGUGAUCUCCGAGAAAACUUUCACAGCAUUUUGACUGGUCAUGGAGGAAACAAGACUCGUUUAAUCGAAUGCAAUCUAUUCCAUAUCGUGGCCAACUUCUCACCUCUGAAAGCUUGUUAUAAUGAUAUGGAUAGAAUCUUUGGCUUACUGGGGUUACAAUCCAAUGACGAUUUUGGGUUCGAGGUGAACUAUGAAGGCACUGGGGAAAGCGUUUACUUCGAAUUUGCACUCAAAGCCUUGGAAUCAAUUGACCUUGAAAUUUUUCUCCAAGAAGCUCUUAGGACAGGUGAUAGUAAGAGUCAUCUUCGUCAGGGUAUGACUGUCAGACUGCCUAGUUGGGUUCCUGACUGGAGGUGCAGCACUAAUUCGGAGGGUAAACUUUCACUCGAAAACUUCCAAUCAGCCACAAGUCUUCCGAAAUGUCUCUCUUACGAUAAGGAAAGCCUACCCUUUAUUGGACUUGGAGGUGUAAGGGUUGAUUUCAUCACCGACGAUUUAUCGACAACUUUCCCUGAUAGAGAUGAUUUGCACUCUUUAGAGGACAUUUGGAAGUCUCAUCCCGCACAGCUUAUAAACCUGAAAGAUUUUCUGUUGAAGCAUUUGCCGACCGACAAGCCACUUCUUAUUGAGGACGUGACAAAGGAUUUCUUAGGAACGAUACUUUCGGAAAUGGCAUUUCUGGGGUCGAUACAGGGGAUCCCACAAGUGGAAAAUGGUUUGGAAGGUCUCUAUACUUGGUAG
This is a messenger RNA of Botrytis byssoidea, 1176 nucleotides long. RefSeq lists its product as uncharacterized. The coding region runs from base 1 to 1176 and encodes 391 amino acids. The record is from RefSeq and is a predicted model, not a curated record. The transcript has a single exon. NCBI's taxonomy places the organism in Eukaryota, Fungi, Ascomycota, Leotiomycetes, Helotiales, Sclerotiniaceae.